AUGAAUACGAGCUGGAAGGGAAUCGAACUUCUUCGGUAUUCCUGGAUACUUCUUAGUGCUUACAUUACCGACAAUUAUCUUUUAUUCGCAUUCUUUGCCCUUGCUUUCAAUCCUCAUCACCCUCAUUCGCUGGCAACUGGUGGUGGUACCACUGAUCGAACAGUGAAGUUUUGGAAUCUUGCCACUGGCACGCUUUGCCAUAGCCAGGAUACGAUGAGUCAGGUCAACGGAAUUGCUUUCACUCCAAAUUAUAAGGAAUUUAUUACUGCACAUGGGUAUCCUGGCAAUGAACUCAAAAUUUGGAAGUAUCCAUCGAUGGCUUGUCUCAAGGUACCUCGUUUUUUUUUCUUUUUUUGGUAUAUGCUUCUGCGACAAAGGAUUAAAGCCUUAGUGGAUAUUUGUCAAUCAAAGCGCAGUGCUUUGAAGUUCGUAUACGAUGGAUGCCUAGUUCAUAUUUUUUGCUAGUC
Molecule: messenger RNA, 467 nt
Organism: Gongylonema pulchrum
Lineage: Eukaryota; Metazoa; Nematoda; Chromadorea; Rhabditida; Gongylonematidae
Source: the annotation of a GenBank genome assembly